Micropterus salmoides (largemouth bass) is the source of this 3081-nucleotide messenger RNA. RefSeq names its product collectin sub-family member 12 (gene colec12). The transcript has 10 exons. NCBI's taxonomy places the organism in Eukaryota, Metazoa, Chordata, Actinopteri, Centrarchiformes, Centrarchidae. The record is from RefSeq and is a predicted model, not a curated record. The coding region runs from base 421 to 2790 and encodes 789 amino acids.
GUGCGUACAGAUGUGGGAACACGUGGUUCCUUCAAGCAGCCUUACGGGCGCACUACUUCCUCUCACGUUUGGAUUCCUUCACUUUUUGAGUUUCUCCCGUUACUGCUGCGGUUACCACAAGAGUGCUGAGCUGGACUAGGAUACAACCUCACUUCGGCAUCUUUCCAAACUACCAGAUAAAUAAGAAGAUCGUGCUGUUCUCUUGCUCUUGUAACUCCUACUUGCAACAAAGUGCUUUACUUUUUUUGUUGCAGCAUCUGAGGCGCAUCUGAAGUUACCUGCGCUGUAGGAGAUCGUCCGCACGGUGAAGAGUCACGCAUGGAGCUUUGAGUUGUAAUUUCUACUACUCUAGAAAACAGUGGAUAUUGGGAUACUACACAGAUCCAAGGUGCCGUGCGCUCAAAGGGAGCUUUUGGGCAAAUGCCAUUGCGAUGCUGUGGAUGUGACUUCAAACAACAGCUUCACAACGGUAGAGUCCUGAAAACCACAAUGAAAGACGAAUUUGCUGAUGAGGACGAGGUGCAGUCCUUUGGAUAUAAGAGGUUUGGAAUUCAGGAGGGUACAGAGUGCACCAAGUGUAAAAAUGACUGGGCACUGAGGGCGGCUAUUGCACUGCUCUAUGUGCUCUGUGCCCUGCUCACCAUAGCAGUGGCUGUCCUCGGAUACAAAGUGGUCCAGAAAAUGGACAAUGUCACAGAGGGCAUGCAGAAUUAUGGAGGCAAGAUCAAUGCUGUGGAGACCGACUUAAAGAAGCUAGAUGAUCAGGCAGGAGAGAAGUCUGUUAAUGCCACAAGUGACAUUGAGACUUUCAAGUCAGAUCUAGAGGCAUUACAGAACCAACUGAAUGAAAUUGCAGUCAGGGCAACAAGAAACAGGGACAUGCUGGAUGAGCUUCGGAUCACAGGAGAUGACCUUGAAAACGGCCAUGUCUCCCUGCAGAGUUUUCUGCAAGGCAACGCUGCCUCACUGCGUGGGGUCAACCAGACCCUGGCCUCCUACAGCGGCAUGAUUGAUGACCUCCAGACAGACACCGUGCGGCUCCAGUCAGAGAUACAGGGCCAGGUCAAAGAGCAGAGCCAGACCCAGGUUAGCAUCAGUGCACUAAACAUUACCCAGUCCCAGCAGCGUAAUCUUCUCGGCACACUGCAGAAGACAGUCGAAGACGCAGGCCAGGCAGUGCAGAAACUGAAGAAUGACUAUCAGGGUCUGCAGCAGACAGCCAGGCAGACCCGGGCUGACACAGAAUGGCUAAAGGAAAAGGUUCAGAAUCUCCAGGUUUUGGCAGCCAACAACUCAGCCCUGGCCCGGUCCAAUGGAGAAGCUCUGGAUGACUUGGGGGCUCAGCUCAGCACGCUAGCCAGCCAGAUCCAGAACACCUCAGUUCUCACCGAGGGCCAUGACCAGAGCCUGCGUGAGCUGAUGGACCACCAGAGAGACCACGAUAACGCCACCUCGUCUAAGUUUGACGAGAUGGAAGCACGAUUAGACAGACAUGAGAAUGACAUGGACCGCGUGACUGGAAACGUGAGCUUUGCCUCGCAGCUCCUGGGUGCCAUCAGCUCCGACCUGAAUGGCCUGAGGUCCUGUGCUGAGACAGUGAUGCGACAUUCAGACCUGCUCCUGGGGCUGAACGAUAGCGUGACGGAGGCCAGGGCAGACAGCAAGGAGCUGCGCGCCCAGCAGGAUGAGCUGACAGCCAGGCUGGACAAAGAGGUCAGCAACCUCUCUAUGGUGAUGGAGGAGAUGAAGCUGGUGGACAGCAAGCACUCGCAGAUCAUCACCAACUUCACCAUCCUGCAGGGUCCACCAGGUCCCAGGGGCCCCAGGGGUGACAAGGGUCCACAGGGGCCAGUGGGCCAGUUAGGACAGAAGGGUGAUAAAGGAGACAAAGGGAUUCCAGGGUUGCUUGGACCUAAAGGAGAGAAAGGUGCUGCUGGACUACCAGGUAUUCCAGGUCCAAAGGGCGCACCUGGGGCUCGGGGUCUUCCUGGUGCUAAAGGGUCGAGAGGGUCUGGAGGACGACCUGGAAGCCCUGGUGAAAAAGGUGACCCCGGGGCUCAGGGGCUUCCUGGUAGGGAUGGACAGUCAGGAAUGGCAGGACCACAAGGGCCACAGGGGCCCAGAGGAGCAGCAGGACCUGCAGGGUUGGAGGGGCCUCGUGGUCCUGUUGGACCCAUCGGCCCACCUGGUCCUCCAGGGCUACCAGGGAUACCGGCGCCUUUAGUUCCUCAAAUUUCCAAGGCUCCUCAGCCCACUCAACCCACUCAGGUCUCUGAACCCCCCAAACCACCUCAACCCCCCAAACCAGCAGAGGAACCACAAGGCACCGUCUCCCGGCAGGUCCAGCCCCCUGUCACUGUUACUCCAACAACUGGUUGCCCAUCUGGGUUCAGAAAGUUUAGAGACAGCUGCUACUACUUCUCCUCUGGGGCUCAGAGACUCAACUUUGACGAGUCCAACCAGUUCUGUACUAACAUAUCGUCUCAUAUGCUCAUUAUUAAUGACAACGAGGAACAGCAAUUUGUGAGAAAUGCAAUUGCAGGAAAAGGCUAUUUCUGGCUGGGCCUUACUGACAGGGUGGAGGAAAAUAUCUGGAAAUGGGUGGAUGGAACUAUACCUGUUUUCAAGAAGUGGAAGCCUGGCCAGCCUGAUAACUGGACCCACGGCCACGAAGCAGGCGAGGACUGUGCUGGCCUUAUCCAUAAUGCCAACUGGAAUGAUUUCUACUGCACUGACCGCAUCGGGUUUAUCUGUGAACGUGCCUCUGACUUGACGGUUCCAGUUUUAUAGCAUCCACCUAAGGCAGUGUGAGCUGUCUGUGGGAGAAAGGUGAAGAGGCUGAAAUUGAGGUUGAACAUGCAAGGAUAAUGACUCUCUGACACUCUGAUGAACUCAGCUCAGUCGAGCAUCACUGAGACUUGGACUGAUCUUUGUCAUAAAGACACUUUAAAACACAGUAUGGUGCAAAAGACAGAUCAUGCACAGACCCAGCCGACUAUUGUAUUGAUUUAGUAUUUGUACUGAAGGAACAUGAGAAUAUAGGCAUUUAUUGAGGCUAUGCUAAGUCAUUAUUUGGUGCAG